Molecule: messenger RNA, 5524 nt
Organism: Sorex fumeus (smoky shrew)
Lineage: Eukaryota; Metazoa; Chordata; Mammalia; Eulipotyphla; Soricidae
Gene: MAPK1IP1L
Product: mitogen-activated protein kinase 1 interacting protein 1 like
Exons: 4
Coding region: 166-894 (242 amino acids)
Source: RefSeq, a predicted model, not a curated record
CGCACUUCCUGUUCCGGUGUCGGGAGGAGUCGCGCGCGGCUGGGCUUAGUGUUGCCGCCGUCUCUGCUGUGGUCCGUGAAGUUAGCGCUCCACUCUUCGGUACCUGCUUCCCUCACGCCCAUCGCCGCUCCUCGGCCUCGCUGCGGGUUCGGAUCUAGUCGGAAAAUGUCUGAAGAGUUUUCGUUGGCAGAUGCACUGCCUGACCACUCCCCUGCCAAAACUUCUGCUGCGAGUAAUACAAAACCUGGCCAACCUCCUCAAGGUUGGCCCAGUUCCAAUCCUUGGAACAACCCAAGUGCUCCACCUUCUAUGCCAUCUGGACUCCCACCAAGUGCAACACCCUCCACUGUGCCUUUUGGACCAGCACCAACAGGAAUGUAUCCAUCUGUGCCUCCUGCUGGACCUCCUCCAGGACCCCCUGGCCCCUUUCCUCCUUCUGGACCCUCAUGUCCCCCUCCUGGUGGUCCUUAUCCAGCCCCAGCUGUACCAGGCCCUGCUGGGCCAUAUCCUACACCAAAUAUGCCCUUUCCAGAGCUUCCGAGACCAUAUGGUGCUCCAACAGAUCCAGCUGCAGCUGGUCCUUUAGGUCCAUGGGGAUCCAUGUCUUCUGGACCUUGGGCACCAGGAAUGGGAGGGCAGUAUCCCACCCCUAGCAUGCCAUAUCCAUCUCCAGGGCCAUAUCCUGCACCUCCUCCCCAAGCACCGGGGGCAGCACCACCUGUUCCAUGGGGCACUGUUCCACCAGGAGCCUGGGGACCACCAGCACCAUAUCCUGCCCCUGCAGGAUCAUACCCCACACCCGGACUCUAUCCCACUCCAAAUAAUCCUUUUCAAGUGCCUUCAGGACCUUCUGGUGCUCCACCAAUGCCUGGUGCCCCCCAUUCUUACCAUUAAACGAUGGAAGGAAGAGAUGAUGUUUUGCUUUAUGAAGUACAUAUAUGCACAUUAGUGCAUAUAUUAAAAUUGAUGGUUUCACUAAGAGGGCAUUCAUGAAGAACAACCCUUGCAGCUCUCAGUGAAGAUUAUCUGCCUCUUGUACUUGGAUGCAUAGUACAUCAGAUGACUACAAUCAGAUAAAAAUGUAAAUCAUUCAAAUGUGAUUUUAUUUGGUUUUAUGGAAAGUCAAAGUGAUUGCAUUUAUUGAAUAGUUCUUUGAUACAAUUUGUUCAAUACAAGUUUUCCAGUUUGUUUAAAUUAUGGAACUGCACACUUAAAUAUCUAAAAUGAUGUGGACUGUUAAGAACUUACAACUUCAUUGGGAAUUUUUUUUUCUAUUCUCCAAAAUAAAGGAAAAUAAUCACAUUGUCAUAAUUUAAGCAAAUUAUGCCUCAACCUUUUCUGAACUCCUCUAGAUAUGGAAUAAAUAAACCUGACCCUGGGGGAGUUAUAUUUUGCAUAUAUAUGUUUUUAAUUUGUGAUAUUUGUCAGAAUUGAGUUGUUAGCCAGGCAGUGUUCCACUUUUAUUGAGCUUUCAGAUCUCAAUUUUGAGUUCUACCAAUUUGUUUUCUUUUUAGCCAAAGGGGUGAUUCAAUUCUAAAAUUUGAUGUUUAUGGAAGCUAACUUUUUAAUGCAGGCUCAUAUGUGUGUAAAUUAUUUUCUUAGAGAAUUGGUACUUAGAGAAUGAUUUAGAAUAUAUUACAUUGAUACUGCUUUUGGAAGAGCUCAAGGGAGGAAGUCAUGCUCCUUUGUCUUUCUACAUUUGAACUUCAAACUAGAGGAAACCCUGGAAAUUGCUUCAUGAUGACAGGUAGUUUGCAUUCCCACAAAACUUAUCUGCCCAGAGCAUUCCAUGCAGCCCAUCUCCCUCUUCCUGGGUACUUUGGAAGAAGCACAUCUCUUACUUCUCCCUGCUAGGGACACUGGCACAUCUCGGGGUCUACAUGAACACAUAUAGCAAUUAUGUUUGGAGAACUUGUACCACACAGCCAUGACUGUUGUCUUUGUACAAGUUUGAUCAAAAAUAUGUAUUUGAGUCUAGUUAUGUCCUCCUUGGUUUAUAAAGUGCUUAUGGCCAACAGUUCUGUUCUGUAUUUGUUCACAGGUAAAUAAGUAGAAUUGAUGCCAUCCUUAAAGAUUUCUCUUAACGCUGAAAAUAAUAAGAUGUAAUUUAAAGCUGAGUUUAAAGCAAUGAUUGUGAUACUAAAAUUAGUAUUGUUUAUAACCGCGGGAUUAGCACAAGAAGCUUUUUGGACUCUUGGAUUAAUUUGAUUUUUUGUUUGUGUUCUUUAGUUUUGGGGGCCAUGCCUGGCAUUGCUUGGAGGUUGUUCCCUUCUGUGCAUGGGUACCUUGCCAGUUUGGGGGCAUCUAACCCUGGCCUGCUGCAUGCAAAGUAAACUUUAUUUGAAUUACUCCCCACCCAUAUUAUUAGAUUUGAAAUAGAACUCACCAUGUUCUUUGUCAGUUGAUUAUUUUGAAACUUUGUGUUCACUGGGUUACUAAAAAUCUAUUGUGAACUUCUUUCCCAGUAGAGAUUUAUGCUAGGCUAGUGCUCUUGUUUUUGCCUAGAAAUAAAAUAUUUAGUAAUUAAUCCUCUUAAUAGUUUAAAGUCAGGGAUCCCGAAUGCUGCCGGUUCAAUGAUUUAAAGCUACCUCCUUUCAGGAAAGAGUAAGAUGAUUGCCUUGGGGUACAACAUUCACUUUUUUCAUAAUCUCUUAACUGAAUGGCAGGUUCAAGUUUCAGAAUUAAAACUAACUUGUUGAUAUUCUCUGACCAGACAUGCUGUUAGCUCUUACAAAGCAUAGUGGCACAACUGAUGUUUUGUUUUUGCCUUGUUAAGGACAAACAGCAGUUGUCAACUCUCAGAAUCUUUUGUCAAAAACAGCCUCCUUUGUACAAGGCAAAGUAUUUUUUUUAAGGCAAAGUAUUCUUAAAGAGUGACAUAGGGUAUAUUGUCCAUUGAUAGCAUGAUGUCAGCUAACUCAUAGUGCUAAGGUGAUAGAUUGGGAUAGCAGCAAAAAUCCCUAUUUUUAUUGUUACAUUGGAAUAAGUAACGGCCCUGGCUUUAGAUGCUGUGUUUAACACUAGAAAGGAUGUUUCAUUAAAAGAAAAAGAAUUAGAAGGGAGUCUUAACUGUGGAGUCUAUUGAUAAUGGAGAAAAUAUUGCUAAAGAGCUAUGAACACAAAAUUUGAAAUCACUACUUUUGAUAAGCAAUUUUUGGUAAUAACCUGCCUUGCUCAACCAUUUUAACUUUUUGUGUUUUUCUCCUUAAGGACUUUUCAGCUGUUAUUUGUGGGUUUGUUUUUUUUUUCUAUAAUGUUGGACUAGAAGAUCUUAAGAUCAGUAUAUUAGGAAGUAUUUUGGCAAUAGGAACUUUGGAAUGUGCAUUUGAACUUUCCAAGCAAAAAAUUUGUUAGAUGGAGAUCAUUGAAAUGUGCUGAAGUUAAAAUAAAAUUUUUUUUUAUAUGAACCUGAAAGACUGCCAAAAAUUUUUAAAUGCAGGGGCUAAGUAGAUACUACAGGAGUUAAGGGGCUUGUUUUGCAUGCAGCCAGCCUCAGUUCAGUCCCCAGCACCAUACAUGGACCCCUGAGCACAGACCCAGGAGUAAUGAGUACCGUUACGUGUGCCUCCCACCCAACGAGAAAAAAAAAUUUAAAUAUAGCCAGCAUAUAUCAGACCCUCAAUCACAGUUCCCAAAAAUCCGGGCUCCUUUAUGGGGCUGGAAAGAUAGCACAGCGGGUAGGGCAUUCGCCUUGCACGCGGCCGACCCGGGUUCGAUUCCCAGCAUCCCAUAUGGUCCCCUAAGCACCACCAAGAGUAAUUCCUGAGUGCAGAGCCAGGAGUAACCAAAAAGCCAAAAAAAAAAAAAAAAUUUGGGCUCCUUUAAAAAUAAUGACACUUAGGGUCAGAGCGAUAGCACAGCGGGUAGGGCUUUUGCCUUGCACUCGGCCGACCUGGGUUCAAUCCCCGGCAUCCCAUAUGGUCCCCCAAGCACCACCAGGAGGAAUUCCUGAGUGCGGCCAGGAAUAACCCCUGAGCAUCGCUGAGUGUGGCCCAAAAAGCAAAAAAUUAAGUAAAAAUAAUGACACUUGUUUUUAAUGACAAUAUAAUAGUGACACUUGGGUUGGCCACGUGAAGCUCUGACUCCAAAACUAUUUUGUAUAAAAUAGGACAUUGAUCAAGUAUAUACAACACAUUUAUUUUCAAUAACCUAAGAGCCUUUUUGGGCAAAUUUUCUCUUUAUUAUUUUCAGUGAAAAAUAAUUGGGCAAAUUAAAAAAGAUGGAUUUUUACCUUAACUAGUAACACUACUAGGAUGGAAUGUUGGAUUGUUUUCUAGGAAAGAAGUCAGUUUGCCUAUUAUCUUUUACCUCAGAAAUGCUUAGUGCUACCUGUUGUACUCAAGUGUAGAUCUUUUCAAACUCUAGGUGUGAACAUAGAACUCCAUUUCAAUUAAAAUACUGUGGCUAGUUUGCCUGUCAGUUGCCUACACUUAUAUGUAGUUAGUGCCAAUGUCUUCCUCUGUGAUCCUGAAUAACUCAGUGCUAACUUUUUAUUAAAUGUCAGGAUAAGAAGCCCUAGAAAUUAAACCUAAGCACAAGCCUUCAAGUAUUGAAACUUGAAAACCAUAAAAGCUAAAUUUCAGAUGAGUCACACUGAUAAAACUGCACUAUGCAUAAAAUGUGAUUGGUUGUUUUCAGGGAAGACAAUAAUAAAGCAAUAGUUAAUAGAAUUGAGGACACUGUUCCUUUUGUUUUCAGAAUUCUGCCCAGUAAAAUAGCUGCCAAUAAAAUCAGUAUUGAGAAUGUGCCAUGGAAGCUUCUGACUAAAGAAAACUUAGCAAUGCACUUAACCAACUCAUGUGUCCGAAUCCAGGUUACUUUGUUAGAUGACAGAGAGACAAGGAUAAAGGAGAAUGUCCUAGAGGCCCACAUUCUGGCGAUGGCAUUUACAAAUUUGUUAGAACACCAUUGUUUACCUAGGUAAACAUCUUAGUAAUGCAGCUGGUGGGAAUUUUACUUAGGUAAACAUUUUAGUAAUGCAACUGGAGGGAAUUGGAGGCACCUUUUGUGUAUUUUAAGGAGCAAAGUCUGGUGUUAACUAAAUGUUUUUUAACUUUUCAAUCCUGCGAAAUAGUGGCAUGUUUUUAAUCUUCAUUUCUCCCUCCUGAGAAAGGCACUUUCACUGCCUGUCACUGAUUCGCAGAUACUGAUUUGUUGCCAUUUAGUAAACUGAUUUUAUAUGUGUGCUAUAGAAAAACUUUAAAUUUUUUUUGAUAUCACUUUUUUCAUUGACUAAAUAAUGACAAAUUUAGUGUAUGUAAUUGUCUAUGCAUUUUAAGUUAAACUGCCUAAAAUGUGAUUUGAGACAUAUACAUUUGUUUGUAUUAUGAACUACAAGCAAUCUGAGAUGUUUGGUUUUAUCACCUGCUGCUGUAUUUGAAAACAAAGACAAAUAUUGCUUUAAGAAGUAAUUAUAAGUAGAAAUGGUUUAUGGAUAUGAUACUUGAUAUUUUUUUAAGAUAAACUUGUUUGCUUUUGUGUAUUAUACCUGAAAACUUUUUAAACUUGUUUUUUCAUGGUUGCA